AUGUCAAAAGAAGAAAAACUGAAAACUAAGCUUUUAAAAAACAUUCAUCAACAAUCUCUACAAGAAUAUUAACAGCAAUCAAGCGAUCUAAUUUCAAUUUAACCUUAAAUUAAUACAAUUAAUGAUUAUUUGAGAAUAGAAAAUAAUUAAUAAGAGUAUGAGAACGAAAUAAUAGAUUUCGCAAAGUAAAAUUUAGAAAAUCAAUUUAAAUAAUCAUAAGUUACAAAUAUUAAAUUGUAAUUAAAAUAGAUAAUUCUCUCUAAAAUUCCAUUUCCAUAAUUUUUAGCCUUCAUUAAAAUAACUGAUAGAAGAGCAUAAAUAAAUUACAAAGCUAAAUUAGUGGCUGCAUUGAAUUAGAUUCUCUCAAAACAUAAUUCCAAAAUUUAAGAUAUUGACAUAUUGAAUAUAAAUUUUAAUCCCAUAGAUGAUGAGGAUAUUAUCCUAUAUAUAUUGGUUUUAUUAGAAGAAUUUGUUAACAAAAAUAGAUCUAUUAAAUUAAGUGAUUUUACUUAAUCGGAAAUCAAAGGAAUGAUGAAGGUUUUUCAUAAAGCAAAAGAAUUUAAUGUUUAUAAUGCGAUUAAAAAAAAAUCUUUAACAUUUGUUUUAAUAGUAUAAAACAUCAAGUUGAUGUCAUUUUAUUUCAAUAAUCAAAUAGAUUGCUUUGAUUAAUAGCCAUUUCUAAAUUCAGAGGAUUCAAUUUGUAUUGAAUUGCAAUAAGACUCAAUAGAGGAAAACAAAUUGAUGGAUCAAGAAAAGUCCAGAGAAUCAAUUUAGCUAAUGGUAUUGGAUCAAAGUAAAUUAAAGUAGCAAUAUCAACCUAUAAAUUCAAAUGUACAAUAAGCUCAUGAAUUCAAUAGAUUUGAAAAAAUGGAGGACUUUACUAUAAAGAUUCUAAUCUUGAGAUUAAAUGAAUUAUAGAUUCCCUUCCCAGAAAUACUGAGAAAGAUUAAGUUUACUUAUAAGAGCAAGGAUUUCGCCAUAUUAGAUUAAAAAGGCAUGUUAACUAUUAGUCCAGAUUUUGAAUUAAUUAAGUAAAUAUGUGCUCUUCCUUAAAUACAAAAGUUUUCAUAGGAAUUACAGUUGCCUAUGCUAUCUUAAUUCGUACCAAAAAGAAUUAGGUAAAUAAUAAUUUAAAAAUAUUAACACUAUCAAAAUAAAUCUAUUUUAAAUGCAAUGGAGGAAAUGAUUAUUGUGAUUAAAAAUAGGUAUUCUGAUUGCUAUGAGGAAUUAUUAAGAAUAUAUAGGGAUGAUAAAUUUAAUAUAUUUCUUUAAUCUAUUUGGAAUAUUUGUGGAGAUUAAAUUAAAAAUAUAUUAUAAAAUAAAGUAGAUAGUCAUAAAUUAUUCCCUGAAUUUGGUAGUAAUAUUUUGAGAAUUGGAACAAUGCUCUUUGAGAUUAAACAGAAUAUAGGUAAUAACCUGGAUUGUGAUCAAACUGGGGCUAAAAAUAUUAGAUAAAUAUGUAUAAAAUAAAAUAUGUAGUCUCCUCUACUAAAAAUAUUUUUUUGUCGAUUAACGAAAGUUUAAAAGGCUUUCCCUUUAAUGCUUAAACUUCUUCAUUUUUCUAAUUUCAAUGUCAUCCUAGUAAACAGGAAAUUUUGUUUAGAAGAAAUUGCUCAAACUAAAUUGUUUAUAGAAUUUAUGAAGAAUAAAUUUAACUAUGAUAUCGAAUAGUAGAAGCCCUCAGAAAGAGUUGAGUUAGUGUUUUUUACUAAUAAGUUCAUCAUUGAACCUGAAUCAUCUGAGACUUGGCCUAGAAUCAUUAUGCAAUAGCUACAAUUGAUAUAUCAAAAAAGGAAAAAAUACGAGUAAUUGAUACGGGAGGCUGUUGAAACAAAAGCAUAUAAAUAAAAUAUCAAAGAGUUAAGUGCCAUUUAAGAAAAAUAAGAUGUAAGAGCUAAAAUUAAGGAACUAUUGUUAUUGAUUUAUGAUUUUAUAGUAAAUAAUUAAAAUUGA
Paramecium tetraurelia is the source of this 1953-nucleotide messenger RNA. RefSeq lists its product as uncharacterized. The transcript has a single exon. The record is from RefSeq and is a predicted model, not a curated record. Lineage: Eukaryota; Ciliophora; Oligohymenophorea; Peniculida; Parameciidae.